UAAAUGUUAUUGUUUUUAUAGCAAUUCUUGAUAUUCUGCAAAUGUAUGGUAGCAAAGAAAAGCGAAAAGCAGUGAGAACUGAUGCAGGUGAAAGUGCAAAUCCUGUACAACAGCAUGCAUUCCUUACGGAUCCUAGCGAAGUUAAGCGAAUGGAGAAGGAUUUAUUAGAUCUUAUGAGAGAUUUCAAUGAUGGAAAAUUGCACGCAUUUGGUAAGGAACAAACUCUUGACAAAAUGGACAAAGUUCGUGAAUCACAGGAAUCUUUAGCUCAACUACAUUUUGAAUUGGAUGUUGAUGAAUCACUUCGAAAAGAACACGAAGAAGUGGGAAGAAAUCGUAAUCUUGAAAAACUCAUGAAAGAUCUUGAAAAGUUAAGCUUAUCGAUACAAAAUCUUCAUCAAAACGAUCAAAGCUAAGUUAGGAAUUGCUUUUUUUGGCCUUAUUGUCCUUAGAAGAAGUUUGCUGCAACUUUUCGACAUCAAACGUUAUAAAAAGUGCGUAAAAAUUGUGAAUAUUUGAAAAUGAACAUCAAUGAUCGAAACCUGAGGACAGUGGUUCCAAUAAAUUUAUUGUCAAAAUUCAUAGAUGGCAAAGAAAACUUGACUUGUUGUCCCUUUAAGUAAUACUUCAAAUUAAUUGAUCAAUUGACUAAUUAUAGAAAACAUUUAUUAGUAAAAUUAAGUUUUUUAACUGUAUCUGCCAUUCGUCUAUGUAAAAUGCAAACUGUCAGAGUA
Molecule: messenger RNA, 734 nt
Organism: Xenia sp. Carnegie-2017
Lineage: Eukaryota; Metazoa; Cnidaria; Anthozoa; Malacalcyonacea; Xeniidae
Product: coiled-coil domain-containing protein 28B-like
Exons: 5
Coding region: 42-416 (124 amino acids)
Source: RefSeq, a predicted model, not a curated record